Messenger RNA from Sodiomyces alkalinus F11, 834 nucleotides. RefSeq names its product cutinase-domain-containing protein. The record is from RefSeq and is a predicted model, not a curated record. Bases 1 to 834 code for a protein of 277 amino acids. The transcript has 4 exons. Lineage: Eukaryota; Fungi; Ascomycota; Sordariomycetes; Glomerellales; Plectosphaerellaceae. Gene Ontology annotation, molecular function: hydrolase activity.
AUGCAGCUCCCUACCGAGAAGCUCGCCGCUCUCCUCCUCGCCGUCCAGCCCUUCCUGGGCAUGGGCUCGGCCCUCGCCCUCGAGCCCCGCCAGGGUGGGUGCCCCCAGAUUCACAUCUUCGGCGCCCGUGAGACCACCGUCUCUCCGGGCUAUGGCUCCGCCGGCUCCGUGGUGGACUCCAUUCGCGCGGCUUUCCCCGGCGCCACCUCCGAGGCCAUCACCUACCCUGCCUGCGGCGGCCAGUCGAGCUGCGGUGGCAUCUCGUACGGCGACUCGGCCAGGCAAGGCACCGCUGCCGUCGCCCAGGCCGUAAACAGCUUCCAUCAGAGGUGCCCCAACAGCCAGAUCGUCCUGGUCGGCUACUCUCAGGGUGGUCAAAUCAUGGACAACGCCCUCUGCGGCGGCACCGAUCCCGGCUCGGGCAUCACCAACCCCGCCGUCCCCAUCAACGCCAGCGCCGUCAACGCCAUCAAGGCCGCCAUCUUCAUGGGCAGCCCGCGGUACCGCAACGGCCUGGCAGGCAACGUGGGCACCUGCACGGCCCAAGGCUUCGCCUCCCGCCCCGCCGGCUUCGUCUGCCCUUCGGCCGAUAAGCUGCGCAACUACUGCGACGCCCAGGACCCGUACUGCUGCACGGGCAACGACGCGAACCACCACCAGGCCUACGGCCGCAUCUACGGCCAGGACGCCCUGACCUUCGUCCGGGGCAGGCUGAGCAGCGUGCGGCGGUCAGGGAUGGAACGGCCCGACCUGCUGCUCGCAGGGUACUUGCAGGGAGCAGAACCCCUGGUACUCUCAGUGCCUGUAAGACUUAUACGCGAGAAGGUCGUUUGA